Sclerotinia trifoliorum is the source of this 1585-nucleotide messenger RNA. Lineage: Eukaryota; Fungi; Ascomycota; Leotiomycetes; Helotiales; Sclerotiniaceae. The record is from the annotation of a GenBank genome assembly.
CUCAGAAGUCAGAAACAUACCUAGUAACGCCUCUAUGCUCCUCCUUCGUCCUACAUUAUAUAUUUUGUCUCUCGUUCAUAAACAAUUGCUUCUAGCAAUAUUCGCACCCUUUCCUAACGGGCGGAAAUCACAGCUACAUAAUCAAGCGAUAUCUUGGCCGAGGGGAAAAUAUGUCUUCCACUCAACCAUUGCUGCCCUCCAAAGACGAUAAGAAACCUAAACUGCCAAGAUUAGGAAAGAGUACGCUUUCUCCAUCUCCCAUCUUAUAUGAAUAUAGCUUAUUUUUAAUGUGCGCAGAUCAAAGAAUUCAAAAGCGACCCCUUCUCCACCCCGCAAUUGCAUCACCCCGCUCCUCUUCGGAAAAAGUCAUCUAUGUCUCUCACAAUUCACAAUUCAUCGCCAUUGUAAAACGAGUUCGCAAAUACCUUGAUAGCGCAGAGUUUCGUGCCGGGCCUACAGUUUUGCCUGGUACGGACAGGGAACUCAUGAGAGAAAUCGAGGAAGGCAUCAAACACUCCAGAAUGGGAAAGAAGGCUAGGGGUGGUAAGAGUGAAGAGGUGGUGAUGAAAGGAGCGGGAAAAGCAAUUGAGAAAACAUUGAUGUUGGCGAAUUGGUGGCAGCAACAGGAAGGUGUGAGGGUGGCUAUCAGGACGAAGAGUGUAGCUGCCGUUGAUGAUAUUGUGGGAGUUGACAAUGCAGAUGAGGAUAUGGGAGAAGGUGAGAGUAGAGUCAGAAGGGUCAGUGUGUUAGAAGUGGCUGUUUCAUAUAUUUGAUUUACGUGCUAGGUUCAAUGCACAGAUCGUGGGCUGGGGAAAAAGUUUACAGAGGAGCUGUAAAUUGUUGGAUUAUAAUGAAUUGUUUGGGCUUGGAGUUCGAGUGUGGUGUUAUGGCAUAUUACAAGCGGGUGUUAUGAUACGACAUUGAAUUGGGUGGACAGGCGCUAGAUACCAAAACAAUUUGUACAUGAAAAGGGCCUGGAACAAAUCAACCAAAUUGACACUGCAGGGCCCGUCUUUUACAGCGACUUUUGAGAUGUGUCUUCUCAAACAGUAUAAGGCAAUUGCCACAGAUUAAAACUGCUGCAGCGAGACAGGAUUUCCGAUGUCUUUAACAAAGAUUACACUGGCGUUCAUAUGUUGUCACUUUCGACGCGGGGAGAAGGGGGAGAACAACGACGUUACUUUAUGCACAAUUGAUACGGCUAUCGGAGGAUGCUAAUCAAGGAAUUGUGCUCACUCCGGAGCAGGCAAGUAUUGAGAACAGUUAACGGGAUAUCAUGAAGCAAUCCUUUGUAACUGCCGUCACCAAUUCAAUCAACAAGUGCAAUACUCAAUCGCUUUGUGGACGACAUACUUCACAAUACUCGGUUCCUUCGCAGGAAAUGGCAGCAAUCGGAUAUAAUCUUUGAGCUCGACAGAUUCAUGUAAGAACGAUCCGGAGAAAAGAAGUUAAGCGGCUUAAGAUGCAGUUUUCUUAACAGCACAAGAGAACUGCUAUGCAUCAUUCAAAAGAUCAUUCAAUGCAGGACCUAAGAAAGCACCAAGGAGAUGUAAAUUUUCACAUAGAAUGUAAUAUAUCAUUGCCU